AUGUCCUCUGCCAUCUCCCCUGCCGACAAUACUCCUUCCACUAGCGUACCCAAGACCCAGGACGUGACGCAUGCAUCCCUUGUCUCCGCUGAAGACACACUGGCCGCUCCGACGAUAAGUCUGGGGACGGUUCACCAAAUAUCGGACAGCCUCUCUACCGACGGUUUUGUCUCCGCUUUCUCCGCCUCCACGCCGACGAGCACAACCGCUCCCACUCCCGACGUCGCAAGCCCACAAUCGCCCGCUUCUAGUGACGCCGAUGGCCAUCCCCACUGGGACGACGUUGUUGCGUUCCACAAUGCCGUCCUGCCCCAGUCGAGCACACCGCCCUUGCCAGACUUUGACAUCCCCAUAACGUGGAGACCUCGUCCGAGUCCUAUGGAGUUGCUACCAGAGGAUCUCUGGCCGCAGUAUAUCAAGGAGUGGUGGCAGGGUCGUUUCGCGAGUGCAUGGGACGGCUUUGAGGCCUUGCCGCCACCGCCUCAGUGA
Molecule: messenger RNA, 489 nt
Organism: Dichomitus squalens LYAD-421 SS1
Lineage: Eukaryota; Fungi; Basidiomycota; Agaricomycetes; Polyporales; Polyporaceae
Exons: 1
Coding region: 1-489 (162 amino acids)
Source: RefSeq, a predicted model, not a curated record